GGUUGAGCUCUUGAAGCAAGUACGACAUGUGCGUUUCGUGGUGACAUCCAAAAGUCUAUUCAAAUUUCAUCCCCAUGGCUAUCGACGGUCUGAUAAUCCUAGAUACGGCGGGACGUCCGAUCAUCCAGUCCAGCUACACAACCUAUCCGACAGCGUACCCCUUGCUGCACAUUGAAGCCUUAAACAAUGCGCUAGAAAAGGCUCCGCGUGAGGGUAGUGUCGACCCUGUCAUAUACGUUGGAGAACUAUCGUGCUCUAGUGCGUGCUGCCAUGUUGAGGUUGGGGGCAUGAGAUUCGUUGCAACCAUUAGUGGAGAUGUGGAUCCUCUCAUCGCAUUCGCAUUUCUCGACGCCUUCAUUGAGAUACUCCACGACUAUUUCGGCGUAGUCAGUGUAGCAACUCUCAAGGACAACUUUGACAUCGUAUACCAGCUUCUCGAGGAAACCCUCGACUCCUCUGGUCAUCCGCUGACAACCUCACCGAACGCAUUAAGCGAUAUAGUACUCCCACCUUCAUUGAUCUCCAAGCUUCUCGCCUCAGUAUCACCGGCUACUCCAGGGGUUCCAAGCGGGAGACAAGGGGGUUCUUUUGGGUCAAAUGUUGCCAGUGGAGCUUUCGCAUCACCGAUACCAUGGCGUAAAGCUGGGGUUCGGCAUAGUCAUAACGAGAUCCUUUUUGACGUCGUCGAAGAAAUGCGAGGCAUCGUUGGCAAGAAUGGAACGACGUUAGUGAGCAACGUUUUUGGUAAAAUUGAGAGCAAUGCGAAGCUUUCCGGGACUCCCGACCUGACAUUGACAUUCACGAAUCCAAAUGUGAUGACAGAUUGUGCUUUUCAUUCAUGUGUACGGUUACAGAAAUGGACCCGCGAUAAUGCCUUAUCUUUUAUACCUCCCGAGGGGCGGUUUGUCCUUGGAGACUAUCAGUAUAGACCGCCACAAGGCGCGCUCAUCAGCAACGUGCCCAUACCACUUUCCCUCAAAGCAAAUAUGGACAUGGGAGAGUUUGGCGGAAUAUUCGCACUCACCUUGACAUCGCGCUCGAUAAAAGUGAUGGAGAAUGUAGAACUGAAAUUAUAUCUCGGAGAAGAUGCAACAAGCGCGCAGUGUACACUAUCAAGUGCAGGUUCGGGCGUAGGAUCUGUGGGAAGCGCAGAUGGAUCAUGGGCAUUUGAUUCGAGAACGAAGACGCUCCGAUGGGAGAUACUCAAUAUGCGGUCUUCGGGGAGCUGGAUUCUUCGUGGUUCAUGGACGUCAAAAAUCAAGGCUCCGCGUCCAGCACAUGCGUUCCAAAUACGCUUCGAGAUACCUUCCUACAGUUUCUCUUCGCUCAAGGUUGAUCAGUUACGGCUCUCGAGCGAGACGUACAAAAUGUACAAGGGAGUUCGGAUGCGCAGCAAGGGAUCGAUCGAGUGGAGAUGGUAACCAACGUGGGGUCCUGCGUGCUCCCUGCAUUCCCAAGAGUUGCAGUGUCGCUUGAGAGCUCCGCGAAAGGUUCCUUUGUUUACAAGGAUGGGUUAUACUCGUCUGCAAACAGCGAAUCGUUUACACUCUUUCACUUCAUAUUUCACUUUUUUGAUGACAGAAGAACCACACGUAACUUGCAAGCCAUGCGACGAGAUGCUCUCGUCGCAUAUGAACACAGGAAGGAGCAUCAUCAUGUCUGAUUCUGAUUCAGAGCGGUUACACAGGGCUGAUACAUCUAUCCGUCUGAAGAAAGGCGGGAGUGAAUCGUGAUUAUGGAAGGUAUCUGGUAACUCGACAUGAUUUUAUGCAUGAGUGCACAACCGCGUUUGCUUG
Suillus paluster is the source of this 1796-nucleotide messenger RNA. RefSeq names its product clathrin adaptor mu subunit. Gene Ontology annotation, cellular component: clathrin adaptor complex; cytoplasmic vesicle. Gene Ontology annotation, biological process: endocytosis; intracellular protein transport. The transcript is spliced from 10 exons. Lineage: Eukaryota; Fungi; Basidiomycota; Agaricomycetes; Boletales; Suillaceae. The record is from RefSeq and is a predicted model, not a curated record. Bases 75 to 1421 code for a protein of 448 amino acids.